UUGAAGCAAUCAUUGGCGGAAAUAGGUCUAUGCAUGUGUCAGCAAUGCUUGGCAGAAAUAGGUAUAGUUGCAAUAAAAGACAAAACUCGAUUGAAUCAGAUGUGUCUGAUUUUGAUUCUUCUGAUGCAUAUCAAACUAGUAAUAGAUGGUGGAUUUUCAAAGGUUUUUGCAAGCUUAUUUUAUGGAAUAUAACGAAACACAACCCUAGUAGUAUAUAA
This is a messenger RNA of Funneliformis caledonium, 218 nucleotides long. Lineage: Eukaryota; Fungi; Glomeromycota; Glomeromycetes; Glomerales; Glomeraceae. The record is from the annotation of a GenBank genome assembly.